AAAACGUACAUGUACGUUCAGGUAAAAAUCAAAGAGACGUUGAUCCGUGUUGCACAAUCAGCUGGUGAUCUGUCAAAAGCAGUGGACAAAGUGAGUGGGGUGUAAAGGAUUUCAACGUCCUCUCGUAUUAGACCAGUCCGGGUGGAAUAUAACCAUUUCUUCAAAGUUUUGCGAGUUCACGAGGGCGGUAUUCCACCUACCAGCAGCCUAUUUCACUGGAUCACUGCAGGCAACUGAACUCUAUUGAAAGUCACCACGAUGAACUCACAGAACAGCCUGAGUCCUGAAAGCCCCAUGGGUUCCCAGACCCAUCACAAGAAGUACAGGCGCCAGACGCACAAGCGGAUAUUUGUCAACCGCAGCCUCAACAUGGAGAAGAUAAAGUAUUUUGGUUUCGACAUGGAUUACACGCUAGCAAUGUACAAAUCUCCACAGUAUGAGCAGCUGGGCUUUGAUUUGGUCAUCGAGCGACUGGUCUCUAUCGGUUACCCUCAGGAAUUGUACAGCUUUGUCUAUGACCCGUGCUUCCCUAUCCGAGGUCUGUUCUUUGAUAAGCUCUAUGGCAAUUUACUCAAGAUGGAUCCGUAUGGCAACAUCCUGGUGGCAGUUCACGGCUUCCGCUUCCUACACACCAACGAGAUCCUCAAAAUGUAUCCCAACAAGUUUGUGGCCCUGAAAAGCAACGAUGAGAGGCUCUACAUCCUGAACACUCUCUUCAACCUUCCAGAAACCUACCUUCUCGCAUGCUUGGUCAACUACUUCAGUACAUGCCAGGAGUACACGGAGACUGAGACAGGGGUCAAGAAGGGUGACCUGAUGCUGUCAUGGGAAAGCAUCUUUGAAGAUACCCGCAGUGCCGUCGACUAUGUUCAUAUGGGGGGAACUUUGAAAGACAAGACCCUGGAAAACCUUGAGGAGUAUGUCAUCAAGGAUCCUAGACUUCCAACCCUGCUCCAAAGGAUGAGAGAUCACGGCCGUAAAGUCUUCCUGGUUACCAACAGUGGCUACACCUACACUGAGAAAAUUAUGACAUAUCUCUUCGACUUCCCACACGGAGCCACGGGUCCACCUGGACCUUCCAGUGCGCCUUCCACACCGCACAAGCAUUGGUAUGAGUACUUUGAUGUCUGCAUCGUGGAUGCCAGGAAACCUCAAUUCUUUGGCAACGGGACAAUCCUGAGGCAGGUUGAUCUGGACACCGGAGCCCUGAGAAUAGGCAGCCACGUCGGCCCCUUCCAAAAGGGGCAGGUCUACUCGGGCGGGUCCUGUGAUGUCUUCUGUGAUCUGAUUGGCGCUAAGGGCAACGACGUGCUGUACAUGGGCGACCACAUCUUCGGCGACAUCCUCAAGUCCAAGAAGCUGCGGGGGUGGCGGACAUUCCUCGUGGUGCCAGAGAUCGCCCAAGAGCUGACCGUGUGGACGGAAAAAAGAGCACUUUUUGAGAAAUUGGAGGAGCUAGAUUCAAUCUUGGCCGACCAAUACAAGGAGCUGGAUAGCAGCACGGAAUUGGUGCCGGACAUCAGUAAAGUUCGCAAGGCAAUACAGCAAGUCACCCACGAGAUGGACAUGUGUCAUGGCAAGCUAGGGAGCCUCUUCAGAAGUGGUUCUCGGCAGACCUUCUUUGCCAGCCAGUUGCUGAGGUUCGCUGAUCUGUACUCUUCCACGUUCCUCAACCUUCUGCAUUACCCCUUCAGCUACCUCUUCAGGGCUCCUCAUCAACUGAUGCCCCACGAGUCCACCGUGGACCACUACGACGCCUGCCCCAUCUUUGAAGAAGACCAGAAGUCCCUGAGUAUGAUGUCGCCGGCGCUGGCCCGCAGGCGGACCAUGAGCAACCACCGGUCCAGCUCCCACUUCAACAACCAGACAGACGUGAUGGCCAUCGCGCCUGAUCCAGUGGAGGUCACGCACGUCCACGACGAGGACGAAUAGAAGGGGAAGGCCUUGGUCCCAAGACAACUAGCUGUGGCCGGGAGCAUCACAUGCACCUAUGAGAAAUAAACGUAGCAGCAAGGCAUCGGCUGCCAUAGGUGCGUGUUGUAAUUUGCCACAGCUGUAACUUGUGGAUACAGUUGAAGAUAGCGGGGGGGGGAUUCUAUAUCUGUUCUAACCCUACGCCAAAGUCACUCUUUGGCUCAGUUUAUAAGCAGCACAAAGAUGCACAGCUGUGUUGUAAUGUGCGCUGCACUACCUAUCCCUCACAGGAAUAUCAGAUUGCACUGUUGUGCUGCCCAACAACUGUGCUUCACUGUUUCAUGCGCAUCAUUGUGUAGUAAACCAAAUGCAGUGAAGAGGACUGCACAAAAGACUUGUCUUGACUUACAACCGAUUGUAUACACACUGCAGCUGUGCAUCUUUGUGUUCUGUAUAGACCUUUUUCCAGCGAUGUGACAAUCGUGCUGGACCGCGAUGUGGUGCGAUGGUAAUGAGUGCGUAGUGUUGUGGUGGUAAUCUACUUAUUCUCAUUCAAGAUAAACUGGUCAAGCAUGCAGCGUUCGCACGUGCGCUU
This is a messenger RNA of Acanthaster planci (crown-of-thorns starfish), 2509 nucleotides long. RefSeq names its product 5'-nucleotidase, cytosolic II (gene nt5c2). The record is from RefSeq and is a predicted model, not a curated record. Gene Ontology annotation, molecular function: 5'-nucleotidase activity. Lineage: Eukaryota; Metazoa; Echinodermata; Asteroidea; Valvatida; Acanthasteridae.